This is a messenger RNA of Podarcis raffonei (Aeolian wall lizard), 706 nucleotides long. RefSeq lists its product as uncharacterized. Gene Ontology annotation, molecular function: GTP binding; GTPase activity. Bases 41 to 610 code for a protein of 189 amino acids. Lineage: Eukaryota; Metazoa; Chordata; Lepidosauria; Squamata; Lacertidae. The transcript has a single exon. The record is from RefSeq and is a predicted model, not a curated record. Gene Ontology annotation, cellular component: cytoplasm. Gene Ontology annotation, biological process: intracellular protein transport; vesicle-mediated transport.
AUUGCCUGUGUCUGGAGAAGAACGGCGGUGGUGUUUCACCAUGGGACUUUUACUCAGCCGGAUUCAGAGUGCUUUGCAGAGCUUCUAUGGGACGGAGGCUCGUAUUCUCCUGCUGGGCCUGGAUGCAGCUGGCAAAACCACCCUCCUCUAUAAGCUGAAGCUGAACGAAACCAUCACGACCAUUCCCACCAUCGGCUUCAAUGUGGAAAAGAUACAGCAUAUCAACAACGUCUCUUUCAUCAUUUGGGAGGUGUCUGGUCAAGGCCUGAUUAGAGGACUGUGGAGGCAUUACCAUCCCAACUCAGAUGGGCUGGUUUUCAUGGUGGACAGUGCAGAUUGCACUCGCUUUGAGGAGGCCAAGUCCGAGUUGGAAGCCCUGCUGGAGGCCAAGGACUUGCAAGACGUGCCCGUAGUGCUGCUGGCCAACAAGCAAGACUUGCCUGGAGCGUGGCCCCCACUAGAAGUGGCCGAAAAAAUGGGGCUGAGGAAACUGGGAGGGCACCAGUGGCAUGUGCAGGGCUGCUGUGCUGUGAACGGAGAUGGAAUCCCCGAGGCCAUGUGGAAGCUGUCUGAGAUGGUUAAGGUGCAUCGCAAAGCCCAGGGUAAAUAGUCACAACCGCAGAGUAGGCCGCAACUAGACUUAACGGUCAGGGGUCCCUCUACCAUUUUAAAAGACCCCCAUGUUGCAUGGAGGGCACAAGACAUA